UUUACAAGCGGACACGCAGUAUUAAAAAGCGGAAGCGGAAGCGCUUCCACACUACCAAGUCGUUCCCAAAGUCCGACGUUACAAACGCUAGGAAGCACUCGAGCUAGCACUCUAGUCUCAUCUCCAUAGGACGCGACUAGCAAGGACGCGUCCUAGCAAGGCUGCAGCCUUCACUUUGGGAAACAGCCCGUCUCCGUUGGGAACCUGAUUAUACUUCCUCGUUUCAAAGGCAGCAGAUUCGUUGUUUCAACUCCGAAAACAUGUUUUUCUUACCGUUUUUCUCAGCAACGACAUGGACUCUAAUUGUUCUCACCUUAACCCUAUUGUUGUUGUAUGGCAUUUGGCCGUUCAACCAUUUUAAAAAGAUGGGCGUUCGUGGGCCAAGACCCUUUCCUUUUAUGGGAACAUUGCCUUACUUUAUGAAAAAAGGUCAACAUUUUACCCUUGAAUGCAAUAAGAAAUAUGGAGAUGUUUGGGGGCAGUUUGAUGGACUUUCCCCCUUGUUAAUGGUGGCCGAUCCUGAAAUGCUAAAGGUUAUUUUAGUGAAGGAGUGUUAUUCCACCUUCACCAACCGAAGGAUCUUUGCUAAAGACAUUUUCGGACCAUUGAAAGAUGGACUUACCCUGGUUAAAGAUGACAGGUGGAAAAGAAUUCGGAGUACCAUAUCGCCAUCGUUUACCAGUGGAAGGCUGAAACAGGUCUUUCCCAUUGUUGAACGCUAUGCUGACCGACUUGUUAAAACCCUUGACACUGAAAAGCCGGACCAAUCUGUGGAUGUAAAAAAAUUUGUCGGCCCCUACAGCUUGGAUGUAAUGACCAGCGCUUCCUUCAGCAUUGACACCGACACCACAGUCAAUCCAGAUGCUCCUCUCAGCGUUCAACUCAGAAAUCUCUUGAAGUUCAAAAUAUGGCCUUUUUUUGUAAUAAUGGCCUUGCCGUUUACACAACACCUUUUUAGGCUGACUGGCAUCUCAGUAUUGAACAAAACCAGUGUGGAUUACUUCUAUAACCUUGUUAAGCGCGUCCAGCAUGACCACAAGGAAGAUAAAUCUGGACAUAGUGAUUUCCUUCAGCUGAUGAUUGAAAGUGAGAUCCAGGAGUCUGACAUUAAGGACGGAGUAGAGCCAAGUAAAGGUAUGACUGAUCCAGAGAUUGUCUCCCAGGCGUUUCUCUUCAUAUUUGGCGGUUUUGACACCACCAGUACCACGCUGACUUACAUCCUGUACAACCUGGCCUUGAACCCUGACGCUCAGCAAACCCUACAGCAAAAGAUCGACGUGCACUUUUCAAAAGAUAGUCCUGUUUCCUAUGAGGACCUGAUGAAUCUGGAGUUCCUGGACAAUGUGAUUUCUGAGUCCAUGCGGUUGCUGCCCACUGCCCCUCUAAUUGACAGAGUGUGCAAAAAAACCUUCCAAAUCAAUGGACUCACCAUCCCUGAAGGGACAGCGGUGGGGGUCCCUUUGUCAAACAUUCACCGAGACCCCCGCUUCUGGACUUCCCCUGAGCUCUUCAAACCAGAACGAUUCAGUAAAGACCACGGGGAGGACAUCCAUCCCUAUGCCUACAUGCCCUUUGGCCUGGGUCCACGAAACUGUGUGGGGAUGCGCUUCGCUGUGAUGGUCAUGAAGAUGGUUCUGGUGCGCCUUCUGCGGGAUCACUACGUGGAGACCUGCAAGGACACCGUUGUACCUCUGGAGUUUAAUUCGAUUUUUCAGCCCAAGGAGCCGAUCAAGCUUACGUUUAGUCGAAGGGAACUGUAAUCCUCCAUCCACGAUAAAAUCUGCCCAACAAUUCUACCUCUUAUCUUAAUUUUAUCUAAAAAAUACUAAAUAUGAAUUUGUGAUUGUUCGACUUAAUUUUCACUUCUUUUAUCUUAUCGAUUAUAUUGGACUUCUUAUUGAAGUCCAAUAGACAAGGACUGCGCUGCAACUAUAUAAAUAAAGGCUUGGUGUUUCUUAUGAUGCAAUUAACACUGAGUUAAGAUAAGGAAAACAGUACUAACGGAUUUUAUAACACAUUUGAAGAGAGACAUCAUUUAAUUUCGUUGUGCUUUUGCACAUAUUAAUUGGCUUUCAUUUUGAUCAUGUUGCAUAGCUUUACCACCUUUCUAUAUUGGAAUAGUUUGCAUGCUAUCCACUGUUUUUUGUUCAAGACCAGUUGGAAAGAUACGUUUAUUUUACAAUCCCAUUAAUUUUUUGGAGUCUAAAACAUAUAUGCAGUAUAAUUGAUUGUUUAAACCAUGUGUGUACAUAAAUUAUGUAUUUUAAUUUGAAUAAGUGGUAAAUCAUUAGUAACCGAAAAUGCACACAGCCGGAUAAAAACAUGUUUCCCUUGCUCUUGAGUUGUGUCAAAGCCUGUAUGACUCAGCAGUAAGGACUGUAAUCUUACAUGCAGAUAAUGGGAAAUGACAAAACACAUGAUACAAAGUGUGUGCCAAAGUGUGACCCUACAGAUCUGAACUGCAUUAAACUAUUAUUAACACUGUACCAAAAAUGUAUCAUGUGUGUUUGCUGAUAUUUGUGUGACUGAAAGAAACGGUGAUGAGAUUCUCAAAUUCGUGUCAUGUCGUGUCACACAUCACGUUCUGCGAUCUGACCUGAAGAGCUAUUGGAGCUGUACCCCAGUAAAUGUCCACUAGAUAGAUCAAGAUAAGAAAAAUAGAAACUGGAAUUUUGGCUACAUUGAGUGUGUAAACUAAAUAUGUCGUAUAAUCGUCUAAACCACGGUGGUGACAUAAUUUAAAACCAGACGAACAGCUCUCGAGACAUUGAACUUCGCAGAGGUCACUUUGGUCUUGCAUUAGUGCUUUAUGACGCUUUUUAUACCACAAAUGUCGAGAUCAUGACAUGCACACAGACUCAUUGAAAACUGCCAUUAGUCUGGAAUAGAGCAUGGAAACCCGACCCAAGCCCGACGGUACCCGACGGGCCGGGUCGGGUUCGGACAAAUAUUUAGAAAUUAUGGUCGCGUUUGGGUCAGGCUCUGUCACAUCUGCGCAAUAAGGCGUUGGCAUGGUGUUGCUUUUGUGUUGAUGUUCAUUUUACUUUGGUGUUGACGUUAAUUUUACUCUUGCGUCAUUUUGUGGAAUUUAUCGUUAUCGUGGCCUUUUUUGUGGGCCUAUGUGAAUUUCAAUUGGUUAUGAUUCUGCGCAACAAGCGUGUGUUGACAGCGAGCCCAAGAGUGUUUAACGUGUGCUUGUUGCGCUCAUCUCAACAAAGGCGUGCUUUCAUACACACAAACGUAAACGUUUCAUUAGUAAAAAUGCGGCCUGUUCAGGCUCUAGUAUGGAACCUACUUUCAGUUUCGAUUUCCGAAGGGCGUCACCAACGGGCGCAGAGCAAAAAACCUCUGGACGGGAUUGGAAAGACCUACAACCAAUCAGCAACGAAAAGGGUGACGUAGAACUGAGCGAUAAAAAAACCAACUGAUUUAUUCUCGACAAAAUGUGCAGUCGUCUGUUCUUCUUUUAGUGGAAAUAUCCCGUCCAGUUAGGUUAAUACUGUCUAGAUAGUGUUAUUAACAGACCGUUCUACAUCUGCUGCAGCCAUCAUUGUUGUUGAAAAUGCCUGUACAGCUCAGCGUAUUUAUCCUACCUCAUGUAAGACACACGGUUGUGAUUGGUCUGUAUAUUUUGUACCGAGCAGAAAUCUUUUUGCUCAUAAUGUUAUUUAAUUUGUUAAUAAUAUACCCCUAUAUUAUGUGGAUUACGACCUAUUUUUGUAGCCAACUUUAUCGUACACCGAUGUGAUUGGUUGUUUAAUUUGUUUCUGUAUAGAAGUGCAAGCAAGCACAAGCUAAGCACAUGCCAUGGCUGCUGAUGAUGUACCGAGCUGUGAAGAAAUUAAUAAACAGAAAAAGGAAGAGAUGUAAGACGUGAUUCUUUAUCAACAUGACAGAUGAAUAUGAAUGCGCAACAGGUUAUGGGCCCAGGUAUUAUACAAGAGGAGGAAGAUGGCAAAGGUUAGUCUUCAACGGAGAUGAAAAUAACUUUGAACUGUCGGAAGUGAGGUUUCUCGGCCACAUGCGGAUGCUCGGCUUGAAGGACACAAUACUCUGAACGGAUGAUCCAGAUCCAGAAAAGAACGAAGAAUGCUACGCAGAACUAAUUAAAUUCCUGGAUGAUAAAAGCCUAUUGUUGGUGAUGAGAGAGGCGGCUGAUGACGGCAGUAAAGCCUUGCAAAUAUUAAGGAGCCAUUACGCCAGUCAGGAUAAGCCCAGAAUUUUUGCCCUAUACACAGAACUAACUUCAUUAAAAAAGGAGUCGGGAGAAACUGUGACAGACUACAUCAUCCGAGCUGAAAAGACAGUCACUUCGCUAAGAAAUGCAAAAGAGGUGAUAAUAGCCAUGAUUCUGAAGGGACUUCCAGAAUCAUAUAAACCGUUCGCCAUUCAUAUGACGCAGAGCAGCGAGGAAUUAACGUUUAUCCAGUUUAAAAGUAAACUACGAAGCUGUGAAGAGACAGAAAAGUUUGACACUAAAGCAAAAUCGGACAAUGUAAUGAAAGCAGACAUGUCGUCUAUCGUUUGCUAUGGAUGUGGAAACCGUGGCCAUAUGUAGAAAGAGUGCCGCCAAAGAAGUGCGCCAAAAUGGUGCAACUACCACAGAAGCUCCACACACAGUGACGAGACAUGCAGGAGAAAAACAAAUCACAAAGAUGAUGUCAAACAAAUCGCGGAUGGACAAAAAGACCAAGAGGAAGAACAAACAUUCGUAUUCAAGGUCAGUCAAAAAUUCCUCCCGGACAAUAUUAAAAGUAACAGACUAAUGGUAGAUUGUGGAGCAACAUCACAAAUCAUCACUGAGGAAGACGCAUUUGCAAAAUUUGACGAGACUUUUAAUCCAGCUGAUGGAACCAGGAUGAACAACGUGGCAUUGAAAAGAGGGGACGCAGAGGUGUGUUUGCAGGACAGAGAAGGAAGAUGCAGCAAGGUCACACUGAAGAAGGCCUUAUUCAUUCCGUCAUAUCCACAGGACAUAUUCUCUGUGAAAGCAGCUACUACUAAUGGAGCCACGGUGACAUUCCAAGAGGGACGGGAUGAACUGAUUCACAAAGAUGGGACUGUUUUCCCCAUAGAGGUGCACGAGAGACUGUACUACUUGAAAAUGGUAAAUAACAAACGAUGUGUUACAAAUUCAGUUAAUGAUAUGAUGUCCACUGACAUAGUGAGUUUAUCUUGUGAUGUCAAAACAUGGCAGGAGAUUUUGGGACACUGCAAUAUUAAUGAUGUGUUAAAAUCAACAAAUGUGCUAGGGUAUGAAGAUCACAGGUAACACCAAGAUAGACUGCAAUGUGUGCACUGAGGGAAAAUUCAGCCAAAGCAAAAAUAAGAGAGCCGGUGCAAAAGCUAGUGCGCCCCUGGAGCUGGUACAUACAGACUUAGCAGGCCCCAUUGAACCAACUUCCCGAGAUGGAUAUCUCGGGAAGUUGAACAGAGAUGCUAUUUCAUUCACAGAUGAUUUUUCACGAGCUGUGUCAGUUUACUUCCUUAAAACCAAAAGUGACACGACCCUAUUUACAAAGAAAUUCCUUGCAGACAGUGCGCCAUAUGGCAGGGUCAAGUGUAUAAGAUCAGAUAAUGGCACUGAAUACACAAGCGAUAUUUUUCGGUCACUGUUAAGGGAAAAGGGUAUAAGACAUGAAACGUCAUCCCCAUACUCUCCCCACCAAAACGGUACAGCCGAGAGACAGUGGAGAACCCUGUUUGAGAUGGGGAGAUGUCUCUUAUUAGAGAAAGGCAUAGGCGUUGAUUACGCCGGGGACGUCGGGGACGCGUCCCCACCAGAUUUCGUCAAGAUUAAUUUUGUACCCACCACUUGUAAAAAAUAAAAUAAAAAAAUAAAAUAAAAAUCGAGUUGAAUUAUUAUGGAUUGCUACACGGGUCUGCACAAUGCUGUGGAACGCUUCGUUAACUUGCAUGGACUCUUCAUAACUUCCGGUGGUGAAUGCUAGGUAUUGUGACGACCCCACCACUCCACUAGGGGCCUCUGUGUUCUUUGCUGCUUUGCUCUCCCUUUGCAGGUUCCAGGUCGUGGGAGGGUCAUCUUCUUGAUGAGACACCUGGGCUGGUGUGGUGCUAUAUAAGGCUCGCCCUUCUGCAGAUCUGGGCUGGCUCUUGCUGAUGCAGCCAUUGCUUUUGUUCUAUUUGUUUGACACACAUUCACACACAUGCUUACACUACUGAUUACUGACAUUUAUAUAUAUGUUCGGUUGUUUAUGGUCUUGUUUUGGGAAUAAAUGUAAGAUAAUUUCACUCUUUAGUCUGGUCUCCCAUCUUUGCCACAGUCAAGAGCCGGGCUGUGACAGCAUAAAUUGAGUGUCAAGGAAAACAAAGGACUUUUUGCCUAUGACGUCUUUGGUAUCACUCCUCAAGUAGUCCGGUAACUUUUCAACCCUGCGUCUUCGGUUGCUAAGCGACGUCAACGUCUUUGGUGGACUAUUUCUCUGCUGAUCAACACUACGAAUGCUGGUAACAAAUAAAUUGUAACAAGCCACACCAUGUGAAGUCAUUUUUUUCGUUUUGGCAUGUAGACGUGUAAUAAGCGGGAUGAUGUAUAGAACGUCACCGGUCGAAAUUAAAGGGCAACUUCACCCAUUUCACUUAAGCUUUGUAUCGUUAGAAACCCACUCAUAUUUUUGAAUGGUCGAGCAUCAUUCCCUUAUUUUCUGCAGAGACUGGAGAGAUCCGUAUCGAUCUCCAACACUUCCUGUUUACAAUGACGCAAUAUGACUUUUUUUGCUUACAAGAAAAUAGGAAGUGUAAGAGGGGAUGAUUCUCGUAAGACUACAACCACUAGUCCCACCCCUCACUAAGGCCCACUGACGCUACAGACCUAUUAGAGCAGUGCCAGUGGGCGGGACUUCACCAGCAGAAACUAACAUCCACAGCGUCUAAAGCUAAGCUAACAGAGGCUGUUGAUAAAACUGAAGUACAAUGGCGGAGGGUACUGGAUCUGACAUAGAAGAUGGCACCAUGCAAAAGUUCACCAUUUCGAAAGAAAUACAAACAAGGACUACCGUAUUUUCCGCACUAUAAAGCCCAAUUCAGACCAAAGAUUCACCUUGCAACGGCUUUCAACGAGGCGGUUUUAGAACGUGGCAGGGGCGGUCGUUGCAAGGAGUCGCAAGGAGUCGCCAGAGAUUGAACAUGUCAAAUCGCAAGGUCCAGUUUUAGAACGCAGCGAUUUAACUAUUUCUCUUCAGCCAAUCACAGCACAGAACAACUUGUGCGUCACAGCCUUACUCUGUCCCGGUACCGUACUGUCCACUCCAGCAUAAAAAUAUCAGAUUGAAAUAUCCGAUAUCCGGUGAAUGACAAAACACAGUAACUAUAGCCUACUCUCAAGCAAAAUAAAAAUAAAAAUAAUCGCAAACCUAACUAAUCGCAAACCUAACUAAUCCAACCUAACCUACGCAAAUGAUGCUGUUGCGGCUCUCAGCUGUGCCAGAGCGUUCACAGUUGCUAGGGAAACCACCUAGCGUCGCAGCCCGUUGCAGCACUUUGCAGCCAGGGUGAACGGCCCAGUUUUAGAACGUCGCAGCCCGUCUCGUCGCAAGGAGUUGCGAGUUGCAAGCCGUUGCAAGGUGAAUCUUUGGUCUGAACUGGGCUUUAGGCGCACCAGAUUAUAAGGCGCACCUUCAAUGAAUGGCCUAUUUUAGAACUGUUUUCAUAUAUAGGGCGCACCGGAUUAUAAGGCGCAUAGAAUAGAAGAUACUGCAGUCAAACGUUUGACUGGGGUUGCGUUAUGCAUCGACUAGAUGGAGCUAUGCUAAAGGGAAUGUCAACAAAACAAUCAGAUAAAGUCAAACUUUAUUAAGCGUUCUGACAACUCCGUUCAAUCCCAUGGUAACGAUGUUCAAACGUUAAUGUGCAUAUUAAUAUCUCCCAGCCUUGUUCAGUUGUAAACACGUAAAAGAAACACAGUCUGAUACCGCUAAUUCAAACUUUAGUGCAUAACUCAACAUUGUUCAGUUACGUAUAACACGUAAAGCUCACUUUCUCAGUUCAUUCCCCGUCCACGAAUCCCUCAUUCUUCUUCUUCAGUGUCCGAAUUGAACAGUUGGGCGAUUACGGCAUCCAACCCCGGCUCCCUCUCGUCAUUAUCCGAGUCAGUGUCGCUGCUGUUGCCUGGCAGUUCAGUGAUUAUUCCUGCCUUCGUGAAAGCUUGGACCACAGUUGAGACUGUUAUAUCAGCCCAGGCAUCCAAGAUCCAUUGGCAGAUAGUGGCGUAAGUCGCCCGGUGCUGUCUCCCCGUCUUGGUGAACGUGUGUUCGCCUUCUAAGGCCCCGUCCACACGAAGCCGAUUUUUUUGGUGAAACCGCAUAAGUCUUGUCCGUUCGGCCGUCCAGACGGAGCCGGCGAAUCCGGUGCCCGAAACCGCACAUUUCUGAAACCACCCUCAGAGGUGGUUUCAAAUCUAUCCGGACCUAUGCAGUUUCGUGUUAGGAUUCGUGUGGACGUCUGUGAUGCUUGAUGGCAGUGGCUCCCCACCAGCUGGGGGACGUCAGAGUUGCGUUGAAUUUUUUAUUUAUUAUUUUAUUUGUAUUCUUUUUGUAGCUUUAAAUAAAGCCCCUUGAUAAAUGUAAUUACUAAGUGUACAUUAAAUAGUAUUUCUGCUCAAUUUAAAAGGUUGAGUCUCCUCGUGACUGAAUGUUUGUAUACAGCGCGCAGGCUUGAUGCGCUCCACUUUUUUCUGUAGAGAACCAGCGCCUGGAAUAUUUACUACAGCGUUUCUACAGCUCGAUGCGGUUUCGAAAUGACUGGCUUUACGGAGUGCGCCUUAUAGUCUUUACGAAGUGCGCCUUACAGUGCGUAAAAUACGGUAAUUCACUGAGUUCACCAACUAAUACCCCUCACUAGAAAUGUUGUGUGAAAUGAUUUUCAAGCAGUCUUGCAAUAUCAUCUUGGUAGAUGGAACAGCGAGGUGUCCGAUAGGCGGAGAUCUAGAUCAGCGGGAGUGGCCAGCGAAGCUGUGCAUCGUGGUGCAUGGUGGGAGUUGUUGUCUUCAAUCCACAAGCACCAAAAAGUCACUUUCUGCCUUUUCUCAGUCAAGACGGCACCAAAUUAGAAUUUUAUUUUAUUAUUUGACUACAUAUAGGACCCAAUUUCAAUACAUAUUCAUGAAACUGGAAUAUGUAUUUAAGAAACUGGAAUAUGGAACAUGUUGGCAUCAAACUUGCAUCUGUGUCAAUGAUAGCAUCGCCACGUCAUGGACACAGGCUGAUAACACCCAAGCGGAGGGAGCCCCAGCCCCCCCCCCUGUACUGAUAGUAGUCCUGAGUAUUACUGAGACAAAAAAGGGUUCAGCCGUAGACAAAGUAUAAAGGACGUUUCACAUAAUCUGCUGAACCCAAGGUUGCCUACGUCAAAACAUGGCAACUUUUGCAUUCCUGCUGUAACCACUAAGAGAGUAAACAAAGGGAAACUUAGACACACUGCUAACCUCACAAAUCUCAUACAUAUUGCCUCCAAACCAAAGACAACCUUAAAGCCUAUCAACAACACCAUCAGGAUGGGUCUACUUAAUGUUAGGUCUCUUAAUAACAAAUCAUUUUUAGUUAAUGAUUUUAUUACCACCUCUAAACUGGAUUUUAUGUUUUUAACUGAAACAUGGCUGGAACAAAAUAACAGUGCAACCGUUCUGAUAGAGACAGCUCCUCCCAACUAUAUCUUUUUUGAUGCAUGUAGAUCUGGAAAAAGAGGUGGAGGGGUUGCUGUUAUAUUUAAAAAUGUUUUUCAGGGGAAACAGAUGUUAUUUGGUGAUUUUCCAUCAUUCGAAUACCUUUGUGCUGUAUUGAAAUGCUCCCCCAGAGUUCUAUUAAUUAUUUACAGGCCACCCACAUACUCUGCACAUUUUUUCGAUGACUUCACAGAAUUAUUGUCUAGCAUCUCCACAGACUUUGACUGUCUAGUUAUAACUGGUGACUUCAAUUUUCAUACUGAUGAUUAGAAAGACAAGUGUGCAAAAAAACUUUUUACCAUUUUGGACACAUUUGAACUGUCUCAACAUGUGAAAGAGUCUACUCAUUGUAAGGGGCACACUCUAGACCUGGUUAUCACAAAGGGCCUCAAUGUUUCUGAUCUCUCUGUGACUGAUCCUUCCUUGUCUGACCACUUUUGUGUUUUCUUUAAUAUAUAUUUUAUUCCCGACAUGCAGACAAAAUCAAAUACUGUCAAAAAACGGUAUAUCAAUGAAGAAUCUUAUGUACUUUUUAAAAAGGCCAUCUCCUUACUACCACCUCUCAACCCAUGUUCUGCUGAUGAUCUUGUAGAAAACUCUAAUUUGAAAAUUUUGAAAGUCAUGGAUGUCAUUGCACCUUAUAAGGUUAAAACGAUUUCUGGAAAGCAAAAGGCACCCUGGAGAAAAGCUGCUUCUGUAACAGCACAGAAAAAAGAAUGCAGGAAGGUUGAACGCAUCUGGCGUAAAACAAAACUUCAUAU
Messenger RNA from Gadus chalcogrammus (walleye pollock), 10440 nucleotides. Its product is annotated as cytochrome P450 3A27-like. Gene Ontology annotation, molecular function: iron ion binding; heme binding; oxidoreductase activity, acting on paired donors, with incorporation or reduction of molecular oxygen. The record is from RefSeq and is a predicted model, not a curated record. Lineage: Eukaryota; Metazoa; Chordata; Actinopteri; Gadiformes; Gadidae. The transcript is spliced from 13 exons. Bases 261 to 1760 code for a protein of 499 amino acids.